Messenger RNA from Musa acuminata AAA Group (dessert banana), 894 nucleotides. RefSeq lists its product as uncharacterized. The transcript has a single exon. NCBI's taxonomy places the organism in Eukaryota, Viridiplantae, Streptophyta, Magnoliopsida, Zingiberales, Musaceae. The record is from RefSeq and is a predicted model, not a curated record. Bases 1 to 894 code for a protein of 297 amino acids.
AUGAAGUGCAGGCACCACAACCACGAAAGCGGCGCCGGCGUUUGCGCCUCCUGCCUCCGCGAGCACCUCCUCGCCCUCGUCGCCGCUCGGGGGGACCACUCGCCGCCCGGCUCCCUCUCCCUUUCCCCCUCCCCCUCCCCCUCCCCGCCGCCGCCGCCGCAGCAGCAGCAACCGCAGCCCCUCCCCCUGCCCUUUCCCUCGUCGGUCUCCCCCUUAGCCUGCUGCCGCCGAUCCGAUGCCAGCGCGUCCGCGGCCUGCGGUCAGCCCCACCUUUCCUCCGGCAACCACGAGGCCGGGCCUUCAUCAUCUGUCGGCCGGCGGUCCGGCUCCGCCAAGUUCUCCAUCCUCUCAACUCUGUUCGGCCACCACCAGAGGUCCGAGGAGGCGACCAUGCCCGAUCAACGAGCUCAGAGAUCCCCGCGAUCGAUCCAUUGGUUCCAGGGGCUCACUAACGGACGCCCGAAGAAAAAGAAGAUGUCGCGGCUGCUCUCGGCAGACGACGCCGUUACGGCGGCGGCGGCGGUGGCGGAGAACCCGAGGAGGUUCUGCCGAGGUCGUGUCCGGGGUCUGUCACCGGAGUCCGGGGGGUCCGCUCCAGAGAGCGGGUACAACACGGAAUCUCCAGUCGCGGGCUGGUGGCGCCCGACGCCGUCGCCGAGGCGUCGGGAGACGGCAGAGCACCAGCACCACGGCCGCGGGCUCGCGGGGUUCGCCGUGUGCCUCAGCCCGCUGGUGCGACCGGGCGGCCCCAGCCGGAGGCGGUUCCAGGGACCGGGUCUGGCGCUCUGCGGCGAGUUCCCGAGCCCGCGCCAUCACCAGCAGGCGGCCCCCGGGGAGCCGGCGCUGUGUCCCAAUCGCUCGCGGAAGCUUGCGCACUUGGGUAAGUUCCGUUGA